Molecule: messenger RNA, 603 nt
Organism: Diutina rugosa
Lineage: Eukaryota; Fungi; Ascomycota; Pichiomycetes; Serinales; Debaryomycetaceae
Gene: ISA1
Product: Fe-binding Fe/S cluster assembly protein
Exons: 1
Coding region: 1-603 (200 amino acids)
Biological process (GO): iron-sulfur cluster assembly
Cellular component (GO): cytoplasm; mitochondrion
Molecular function (GO): 2 iron, 2 sulfur cluster binding
Source: RefSeq, a predicted model, not a curated record
AUGUUCGGUUUGAUAACAAGAAGAUACCUUUCGCAAGAGAGCGGCAAGCGGUUGAUGCAGACGAUCCCCAUGGCGGCAAACCUGCCGGUGGCCGGGUGGGCGAAACACGGGUUGGCCAUGCCGCGCAAAGCCCGGACGCUGAGAUUCAAAAAGGACAUCGAGAUCCCCGCUCCUAAGCCCGAGUUCAUCAAGAAACAGCCCACUUUUAACCCGGAGCCGAAAGUGGUCCAGGAAGAGCAGAUCAUGUCGAAAAAGCCGCGGCGGCAAUUGAAGCCUCGCAAGGCCCUCAUCACCCUUUCCCCUAAUGCCGUGGCUCAUUUACAGGCACUUUUAAACCAGCCGGUGCCGCAAAUGAUCCGUAUCGGGGUCAGAAACCGCGGGUGUCUGGGUUUAACUUACCACUUGGACUACGUCGAAAAACCCGGUAAAUUCGACGAAGUGGUGGAACAAGACGGCGUCAAAGUGAUUAUUGAUCUGAAGGCGCUUUUCCUGAUUGUCGGCUCGGAAAUGGACUGGCUCGACGAUAAGUUGUCGCUGAGAUUCAUCUUCCGCAACCCUAACCUGAAGGGCACCUGUGGCUGCGGCGAGUCGUUCAUGGUUUAG